Messenger RNA from Balaenoptera acutorostrata (minke whale), 518 nucleotides. RefSeq names its product histone H2B type 1-L-like. The record is from RefSeq and is a predicted model, not a curated record. The coding region runs from base 1 to 381 and encodes 126 amino acids. Gene Ontology annotation, cellular component: nucleosome. Gene Ontology annotation, molecular function: DNA binding; structural constituent of chromatin; protein heterodimerization activity. NCBI's taxonomy places the organism in Eukaryota, Metazoa, Chordata, Mammalia, Artiodactyla, Balaenopteridae. The transcript has a single exon.
AUGCCUGAGUUGGCUAAAUCCGCCCCGGCUCCGAAGAAGGGGUCCAAGAAAGCGGUGACCAAGGCCCAGAAGAAAGAUGGCAAGAAGCGCAAGCGCAGUCGCAAGGAGAGCUACUCUAUCUACGUGUACAAAGUGCUGAAGCAGGUCCACCCGGACACCGGCAUCUCGUCCAAGGCCAUGGGCAUCAUGAACUCAUUUGUCAACGACAUUUUCGAGCGCAUCGCGGGCGAGGCGUCGCGCCUGGCGCAUUACAACAAGCGUUCGACCAUCACCUCCAGGGAGAUCCAGACGGCCGUGCGCCUGCUGCUGCCCGGGGAGCUGGCCAAGCACGCCGUGUCCGAGGGCACCAAGGCCGUCACCAAGUAUACCAGCUCCAAGUGAGCCGGCCCGCUGCCACACAUGACCCAAAGGCUCUUUUCAGAGCCACCUACACUUUCAGAGAAAUAGCUGGUGCACUUGCCUGUAGUCUAGCUUCUCUCGGGAGAGUAGGGGGCUGGUUUGGGAGCGGAAAACGGGGU